Messenger RNA from Ornithodoros turicata, 3210 nucleotides. RefSeq lists its product as uncharacterized. Lineage: Eukaryota; Metazoa; Arthropoda; Arachnida; Ixodida; Argasidae. Bases 1 to 3210 code for a protein of 1069 amino acids. The transcript is spliced from 2 exons. Gene Ontology annotation, molecular function: nucleic acid binding. Gene Ontology annotation, biological process: DNA integration. The record is from RefSeq and is a predicted model, not a curated record.
AUGUUUACGGAGCACCCAGGAACAACCGAUGUUCUAGAACAUCGGAUUGAUACUGGUACUGCGAGGCCCUGGCGGUGUAACCCCAGGCCCCUCAGCGCGCGUAAGAGGGAUCUCCUUGACGCGGCGCUGGAUGAGAUGAUUGCGACAGGCGCGGUUAGGCGGUCGCAGAGCCCCUGGGCUUUCCCGGUGGUGCUGGCACCUAAAAAAGAUGGGACGGCAAGGCUGUGUGUGGAUUAUCGCCAGUUAAACACCGUGACGGUCAGAGAUGCUUAUCCUUUUCCGUCCAUCGAGUCGAUCAUGUACGCGUUGGGGAAUGCCAGCGUGUUCACGAUUUUGGACUGUAGCAGGGGCUUUCUGCAGAUUCCUGUAGGGGAGGAGGAUAUCCAAAAGACGGCAUUCACGUGUCACAGAGGCUUGUUUGAAUUUACGAGACUCCCUUUUGGAUUGUCCAACUCGCCCGCUAGUUUUCAGAGGCUAAUGGACGUCGUGCUGGAUGACGCGAAGUUCAAUUAUGCCAUGGCUUACAUGGACGACGUAGUGGUAUUUUCUAAGUCGUUCGAUGAGCAUCUCGUUCACUUGGGCAAUGUGUUAAGUCGGAUGAGGGACGCGGGGUUGACCAUUAAUCCCGGCAAAGUUCAGCUUGCAUCUCCCAAGGUGGAUCUCCUUGGUUUUGUAGUUGAUCUUGGUACGCUAAGUCCGAAUGAGGAUAAAUUGAGGGCCAUACUCGAGUAUCCUCGUCCGCAUGACGUCAAGAGCCUUCAGAGGUUCCUAGGAAUGGUUGGCUUCUAUCGCCAGUUCAUCCCGCAUUGCGCGUCCUUAGCAAAACCACUGUACGAGCUACUGCGGAAGAAUUCCCAGUGGGCUUGGGGGCCUAGGCAGGAGGAGGCGUUUCGCUCCUUAUCACAAGCUAUAGCGGAUACAGCUAAAUUGUGGUUGCCAGAUCUUAACAAGCCGUUCGUUAUGCAAACUGAUGCAAGCGAUUACGGGCUUGGUGCAGUGCUGCUACAGGAACACGACGGUGGUCUAUGCCCGGUCGGGUUCGCUAGUCGCACACUGUCGCCGGCGGAGAUGAACUAUUCCGUUACGGAGAAGGAGUGCUUGGCGGUAAUGUUUGGCUUGAAAAAGUUCGACAUGUAUUUGGAUGGGACAACUUUUACCAUUCAGACCGACCACCAAGCACUCUCCUGGCUGCAGCGGUUGAAGAAACCGUCAGGCAGAUUAGCACGCUGGGCGUUAGCACUUCAGGGCUAUUCCUACCAUGUAGAAUACCUGAAAGGAAACGCGAACAAAGUGGCAGACGCUUUGUCCCGUGCGCCACUGGGUUACAGCUGUGAAUUACAGCAGGAACCUCAGUGUCAGGGCAGGUCAUCGACCGGUUGUGUGGGUGACUUGGACCUGGUUAGAGCCGCUAGACGCGGGAGGUCCUCUCUCCCAGCGGAAGAGAGAGGAGGGGAGAUUGGGUGCGCGUGCGAUUACGCUAGUCUCCCGGAAGGCGUGGAACGGCAGACCGAGGAGGGGGAUCUCGUGGCCGCGAUUGGUUUGAAUCGGGCAGGUAACUCCUUGUCUUGUGGCACGAUCGUAAGCAGGGAAGAGCUCUUAGAGGCACAGAAGUCGGACGGUUUAUGUCAGCGGGUGUCGGAAAAGCUGGCGGAUAAUAGCGCAGCUGACACCGGUAACGCUGGCAGGGAUGACGACGGGUGCCUCGACUCGUAUCUCUUGAGUGAGGACGGGCUUUUGCUGCGAUAUGUGCCCGGGUUAGACGAGGAGGACGAGAGUGUUUCCCCCUUCAAGGUCGUAGUUCCCAGGAAAUUGCGAAGGGUGUUUAUGCGUUAUUUCCAUGACUCAGCCCUUGCGGGUCACGGCAGUGGCAGCAAGACUUUUCAUAAGUUAUGCCGCGUCGCGACCUGGCCGGGGAUGAGGCAGGAUGUUAUGCGCUUUACCCGGAGCUGCCCCGUGUGCCAGAAAGCAAAACCAAGGGGUGGUAAACCCCCAGGGUUCAUGCAGCCAGUAGUCAGUAGCUACCCCUGGCACAUAGUAGCGUGUGACGUAAUGGGUCCAUUUCCCAGAAGUCCACGGGGGAAUCAGUACCUGUUGGUGGUUACUGACCACUUUUCCAAGUGGGUGGAGUUAUUCCCGCUUAGGAAGCUGGUGUCGGAGCGGAUAUGGGACCGGCUGAUGGAGACUUUUUCCCGGUUCGGUUUUCCGGCACAGUUGAUCACUGACAACGCCAGUUAUUUCACUGGCCGAGUCUUUGUCGACUCUUGUGCCGCACUUGGUAUUCAGCACAAGAGAACGACGCCGUAUCAUCCCCAGGCGAACAUUACUGAAAGAGUGAAUCGCAACCUUAAGCAUAUGUUGGUAGCUCUAACCGACAGGCACAAGGAUUGGGAUGUGCGUCUUACUGAGUUGGGAUUUGCAACCAGGACGACAGUAAACAGGUCAACGGGGUUUUCCCCGGCAUACCUUAACUUUGGGAAGGAGGUUGCUUUCCCAUUGGAGAACGGACUGAGACAGUGCACGGAGCCGAUUGCUCGGAAUCUGUCGAGGGCACCUAAGAAGACCUCUGGUCCCUCAAAGCAAGUCGGCGUCCACUCGAAGCCUAAGGGCAAGCGUGUGGGAGCGCCUCCCGGAAAGAACCUGGCGAGACCUGUUGCCCAGGCCCCCCCGACGCGGCACUCCGUCGCCACCUGGACAGCCCUCGUCGGGGACGAGACGGCUUGCUUCGUCUCGUCGCGACGGUGGCGCGACCAGCCGAGACCACUGCGCGGGGCCGACCCUGGGUCCGUGGCUGCCACCUUCCGCGGCCGCCUCCUGUCGGACAGGCACCCCUCGGAGCCUCCAGCAACCUACACCGAGGAGGAGGCAGACCGCCUGUGCCGAUCGUGUGGCGGCCUCGUCGUCCACCUGGCCACCCACGUUCAGGGCGAGCGACACCGCGCCGCCGAGGCUUCCAGGGCGGCACCGUCAGCGGAGUCGGCCCCCCCAGCUACCACCCCGCCGGCAGCACUGCCGAACCCGGAGGACGCCAUUGCGGCUGCAGUGCGGGUGCUGCAGGCGUUUCGGCCGGGGCCCCUGUGCCCUGUGGACCGCCCUCCCCUCUCUGCCGCCGCCAGCAGCCCGGUGCCCCCCGUCUCCAAGGCCCAGGACCCCCCCGGAUUUGAGCAGGAGCUCAUGGACUUUUUGGGGGAACCCCCCGCGUCGAGGCCUUAG